AUGCCAGAUAUUGAAACAAACUUUGAUUGCUACGAAGAUCAUGGCUUGGCUAACAAAAAUUUCUAUCAGACAAUUGUUAAAAAUCAAGAACGUGAUCAACUUUCAAAUAUGCAACUACAUAAUAACCAUUAUUCCGAUUCAUCAAAUUUGGUUUCCAAGAAAUUGAUUGCCGAAGAACAUGUGGAAGCUCAUCAUGACAAUCCAACACCGGUCAAAGAAGAAGCUGAAGCUCACAGCCAUCAUGAAGACGUGAUCGAAGUUCCUUCAAAUGUUGUUGUCGAAGAAUUGAUUGCCGAAGAACAUGUGGAAGCUCAUCAUGGCCAUCCAACACCGGUCAAAGAAGAAGCUGAAGCUCACAGCCAUCAUGAAGACGUGAUCGAAGUUCCUUCAAAUGUUGUUGUCGAAGAAUUGCCUUCCGAAGAACAUGUGGAAGCUCAUCAUGACCAUCCAACACCGGUCAAAGAAGAAGCUGAAGCUCACAGCCAUCAUGAAGACGUGAUCGAAGUUCCUUCAAAUGUUGUUGUCGAAGAAUUGCCUACCGAAGAACAUGUGGAAGCUCAUCAUGACCAUCCAACACCGGUCAAAGAAGAAGCUGAAGCUCACAGCCAUCAUGAAGACGUGAUCGAAGUUCCUUCAAAUGUUGCUGUCGAAGAAUUGCCUGCCGAAGAACAUGUGGACGCUCAUCAUGACCAUCCAACACCGGUCAAAGAAGAAGCUGAAGCUCACAGCCAUCAUGAAGACGUGAUCGAAGUUCCUUCAAAUGUUGUUGUCGAAGAAUUGCCUGCCGAAGAACAUGUGGACGCUCAUCAUGACCAUCCAACCCCGGUCAAAGAAGAAGCUGAAGCUCACAGCCAUCAUGAAGACGUGAUCGAAGUUCCUUCAAAUGUUGUUGUCGAAGAAUUGCCUUCCGAAGAACAUGUGGAAGCUCAUCAUGACCAUCCAACACCGGUCAAAGAAGAAGCUGAAGCUCACAGCCAUCAUGAAGACGUGAUCGAAGUUCCUUCAAAUGUUGUUGUCGAUGAGUUGCCUGCCGAAGAACAUGUGGAAGCUCAUCAUGACCAUCCAACACCGGUCAAAGAAGAAGCUGAAGCUCACAGCCAUCAUGAAGACGUGAUCGAAGUUCCUUCAAAUGUUGUUGUCGAAGAAUUGCCUGCCGAAGAACAUGUGGAAGCUCAUCAUGACCAUCCAACACCGGUCAAAGAAGAAGCUGAAGCUCACAGCCAUCAUGAAGACGUGAUCGAAGUUCCUUCAAAUGUUGUUGUCGAAGAAUUGCCUGCCGAAGAACAUGUGGAUGCUCAUCAUGACCAUCCAACACCGGUCAAAGAAGAAGCUGAAGCUCACAGCCAUCAUGAAGACGUGAUCGAAGUUCCUUCAAAUGUUGUUGUCGAAGAAUUGCCUGCCGAAGAACAUGUGGAAGCUCAUCAUGACCAUCCAACACCGGUCAAAGAAGAAGCUGAAGCUCACAGCCAUCAUGAAGACGUGAUCGAAGUUCCUUCAAAUGUUGUUGUCGAAGAAUUGCCUGCCGAAGAACAUGUGGAAGCUCAUCAUGACCAUCCAACACCGGUCAAAGAAGAAGCUGAAGCUCACAGCCAUCAUGAAGACGUGAUCGAAGUUCCUUCAAAUGUUGUUGUCGAAGAAUUGCCUACCGAAGAACAUGUGGAAGCUCAUCAUGACCAUCCAACACCGGUCAAAGAAGAAGCUGAAGCUCACAGCCAUCAUGAAGACGUUAUCGAAGUUCCUUCAAAUGUUGUUGUCGAAGAAUUGCCUGCCGAAGAACAUGUGGAAGCUCAUCAUGACCAUCCAACACCGGUCAAAGAAGAAGCUGAAGCUCACAGCCAUCAUGAAGACGUUAUCGAAGUUCCUUCAAAUGUUGUUGUCGAAGAAUUGCCUGCCGAAGAACAUGUGGAAGCUCAUCAUGACCAUCCAACACCGGUCAAAGAAGAAGCUGAAGCUCACAGCCAUCAUGAAGACGUGAUCGAAGUUCCUUCAAAUGUUGUUGUCGAAGAAUUGCCUGCCGAAGAACAUGUGGAAGCUCAUCAUGACCAUCCAACACCGGUCAAAGAAGAAGCUGAAGCUCACAGCCAUCAUGAAGACGUGAUCGAAGUUCCUUCAAAUGUUGUUGUCGAAGAAUUGCCUGCCGAAGAACAUGUGGAAGCUCAUCAUGACCAUCCAACACCGGUCAAAGAAGAAGCUGAAGCUCACAGCCAUCAUGAAGACGUGAUCGAAGUUCCUUCAAAUGUUGUUGUCGAAGAAUUGCCUACCGAAGAACAUGUGGAAGCUCAUCAUGACCAUCCAACACCGGUCAAAGAAGAAGCUGAAGCUCACAGCCAUCAUGAAGACGUGAUCGAAGUUCCUUCAAAUGUUGUUGUCGAAGAAUUGCCUGCCGAAGAACAUGUGGAAGCUCAUCAUGACCAUCCAACACCGGUCAAAGAAGAAGCUGAAGCUCACAGCCAUCAUGAAGACGUUAUCGAAGUUCCUUCAAAUGUUGUUGUCGAAGAAUUGCCUGCCGAAGAACAUGUGGAAGCUCAUCAUGACCAUCCAACACCGGUCAAAGAAGAAGCUGAAGCUCACAGCCAUCAUGAAGACGUGAUCGAAGUUCCUUCAAAUGUUGUUGUCGAAGAAUUGCCUGCCGAAGAACAUGUGGAAGCUCAUCAUGACCAUCCAACACCGGUCAAAGAAGAAGCUGAAGCUCACAGCCAUCAUGAAGACGUGAUCGAAGUUCCUUCAAAUGUUGUUGUCGAAGAAUUGCCUGCCGAAGAACAUGUGGAAGCUCAUCAUGACCAUCCAACACCGGUCAAAGAAGAAGCUGAAGCUCACAGCCAUCAUGAAGACGUGAUCGAAGUUCCUUCAAAUGUUGUUGUCGAAGAAUUGCCUGCCGAAGAACAUGUGGAAGCUCAUCAUGACCAUCCAACACCGGUCAAAGAAGAAGCUGAAGCUCACAGCCAUCAUGAAGACGUGAUCGAAGUUCCUUCAAAUGUUGUUGUCGAAGAAUUGCCUACCGAAGAACAUGUGGAAGCUCAUCAUGACCAUCCAACACCGGUCAAAGAAGAAGCUGAAGCUCACAGCCAUCAUGAAGACGUGAUCGAAGUUCCUUCAAAUGUUGUUGUCGAUGAGUUGCCUGCCGAAGAACAUGUGGAAGCUCAUCAUGACCAUCCAACACCGGUCAAAGAAGAAGCUGAAGCUCACAGCCAUCAUGAAGACGUGAUCGAAGUUCCUUCAAAUGUUGUUGUCGAAGAAUUGCCUGCUGAAGAACAUGUGGAAGCUCAUCAUGACCAUCCAACACCGGUCAAAGAAGAAGCUGAAGCUCACAGCCAUCAUGAAGACGUGAUCGAAGUUCCUUCAAAUGUUGUUGUCGAAGAAUUGCCUGCCGAAGAACAUGUGGAAGCUCAUCAUGACCAUCCAACACCGGUCAAAGAAGAAGCGGAAGCUCACAGCCAUCAUGAAGACGUGAUCGAAGUUCCUUCAAAUGUUGUUGUCGAAGAAUUGCCUGCCGAAGAACAUGUGGAAGCUCAUCAUGACCAUCCAACACCGGUCAAAGAAGAAGCUGAAGCUCACAGCCAUCAUGAAGACGUGAUCGAAGUUCCUUCAAAUGUUGUUGUCGAAGAAUUGCCUGCCGAAGAACAUGUGGAAGCUCAUCAUGACCAUCCAACACCGGUCAAAGAAGAAGCUGAAGCUCACAGCCAUCAUGAAGACGUUAUCGAAGUUCCUUCAAAUGUUGUUGUCGAAGAAUUGCCUGCCGAAGAACAUGUGGAAGCUCAUCAUGACCAUCCAACACCGGUCAAAGAAGAAGCUGAAGCUCACAGCCAUCAUGAAGACGUGAUCGAAGUUCCUUCAAAUGUUGUUGUCGAAGAAUUGCCUGCCGAAGAACAUGUGGAAGCUCAUCAUGACCAUCCAACACCGGUCAAAGAAGAAGCUGAAGCUCACAGCCAUCAUGAAGACGUGAUCGAAGUUCCUUCAAAUGUUGUUGUCGAAGAAUUGCCUGCCGAAGAACAUGUGGAAGCUCAUCAUGACCAUCCAACACCGGUCAAAGAAGAAGCUGAAGCUCACAGCCAUCAUGAAGACGUGAUCGAAGUUCCUUCAAAUGUUGUUGUCGAAGAAUUGCCUGCCGAAGAACAUGUGGAAGCUCAUCAUGACCAUCCAACACCGGUCAAAGAAGAAGCUGAAGCUCACAGCCAUCAUGAAGACGUGAUCGAAGUUCCUUCAAAUGUUGUUGUCGAAGAAUUGCCUGCCGAAGAACAUGUGGAAGCUCAUCAUGACCAUCCAACACCGGUCAAAGAAGAAGCUGAAGCUCACAGCCAUCAUGAAGACGUUAUCGAAGUUCCUUCAAAUGUUGUUGUCGAAGAAUUGCCUGCCGAAGAACAUGUGGAAGCUCAUCAUGACCAUCCAACACCGGUCAAAGAAGAAGCUGAAGCUCACAGCCAUCAUGAAGACGUUAUCGAAGUUCCUUCAAAUGUUGUUGUCGAAGAAUUGCCUGCCGAAGAACAUGUGGAAGCUCAUCAUGACCAUCCAACACCGGUCAAAGAAGAAGCUGAAGCUCACAGCCAUCAUGAAGACGUGAUCGAAGUUCCUUCAAAUGUUGUUGUCGAAGAAUUGCCUGCCGAAGAACAUGUGGAAGCUCAUCAUGACCAUCCAACACCGGUCAAAGAAGAAGCUGAAGCUCACAGCCAUCAUGAAGACGUGAUCGAAGUUCCUUCAAAUGUUGUUGUCGAAGAAUUGCCUGCCGAAGAACAUGUGGAAGCUCAUCAUGACCAUCCAACACCGGUCAAAGAAGAAGCUGAAGCUCACAGCCAUCAUGAAGACGUUAUCGAAGUUCCUUCAAAUGUUGUUGUCGAAGAAUUGCCUGCCGAAGAACAUGUGGAAGCUCAUCAUGACCAUCCAACACCGGUCAAAGAAGAAGCUGAAGCUCACAGCCAUCAUGAAGACGUGAUCGAAGUUCCUUCAAAUGUUGUUGUCGAAGAAUUGCCUACCGAAGAACAUGUGGAAGCUCAUCAUGACCAUCCAACACCGGUCAAAGAAGAAGCUGAAGCUCACAGCCAUCAUGAAGACGUGAUCGAAGUUCCUUCAAAUGUUGUUGUCGAAGAAUUGCCUGCCGAAGAACAUGUGGAAGCUCAUCAUGACCAUCCAACACCGGUCAAAGAAGAAGCUGAAGCUCACAGCCAUCAUGAAGACGUGAUCGAAGUUCCUUCAAAUGUUGUUGUCGAAGAAUUGCCUGCCGAAGAACAUGUGGAAGCUCAUCAUGACCAUCCAACACCGGUCAAAGAAGAAGCUGAAGCUCACAGCCAUCAUGAAGACGUGAUCGAAGUUCCUUCAAAUGUUGUUGUCGAAGAAUUGCCUACCGAAGAACAUGUGGAAGCUCAUCAUGACCAUCCAACACCGGUCAAAGAAGAAGCUGAAGCUCACAGCCAUCAUGAAGACGUUAUCGAAGUUCCUUCAAAUGUUGUUGUCGAAGAAUUGCCUGCCGAAGAACAUGUGGAAGCUCAUCAUGACCAUCCAACACCGGUCAAAGAAGAAGCUGAAGCUCACAGCCAUCAUGAAGACGUUAUCGAAGUUCCUUCAAAUGUUGUUGUCGAAGAAUUGCCUGCCGAAGAACAUGUGGAAGCUCAUCAUGACCAUCCAGCACCGGUCAAAGAAGAAGCUGAAGCUCACAGCCAUCAUGAAGACGUGAUCGAAGUUCCUUCAAAUGUUGUUGUCGAAGAAUUGCCUUCCGAAGAACAUGUGGAAGCUCAUCAUGACCAUCCAACACCGGUCAAAGAAGAAGCUGAAGCUCACAGCCAUCAUGAAGACGUGAUCGAAGUUCCUUCAAAUGUUGUUGUCGAAGAAUUGCCUGCCGAAGAACAUGUGGAAGCUCAUCAUGACCAUCCAACACCGGUCAAAGAAGAAGCUGAAGCUCACAGCCAUCAUGAAGACGUUAUCGAAGUUCCUUCAAAUGUUGUUGUCGAAGAAUUGCCUGCCGAAGAACAUGUGGAAGCUCAUCAUGACCAUCCAACACCGGUCAAAGAAGAAGCUGAAGCUCACAGCCAUCAUGAAGACGUGAUCGAAGUUCCUUCAAAUGUUGUUGUCGAAGAAUUGCCUGCCGAAGAACAUGUGGAAGCUCAUCAUGACCAUCCAACACCGGUCAAAGAAGAAGCUGAAGCUCACAGCCAUCAUGAAGACGUGAUCGAAGUUCCUUCAAAUGUUGUUGUCGAUGAAUUGACUACCGAAGAACAUGUGGAAGCUCAUCAUGACCAUCCAACACCGGUCAAAGAAGAAGCUGAAGCUCACAGCCAUCAUGAAGACGUGAUCGAAGUUCCUUCAAAUGUUGUUGUCGAAGAAUUGCCUGCCGAAGAACAUGUGGAAGCUCAUCAUGACCAUCCAACACCGGUCAAAGAAGAAGCUGAAGCUCACAGCCAUCAUGAAGACGUUAUCGAAGUUCCUUCAAAUGUUGUUGUCGAAGAAUUGCCUGCCGAAGAACAUGUGGAAGCUCAUCAUGACCAUCCAACACCGGUCAAAGAAGAAGCUGAAGCUCACAGCCAUCAUGAAGACGUGAUCGAAGUUCCUUCAAAUGUUGUUGUCGAAGAAUUGCCUGCCGAAGAAAAUGUGGAAAAUCACCAAAACAAACAAAAACCACAAAAAAAAAAAAAAAAAAAAAAAAGCCAUCAUGAAGACGUGAUCGAAGUUCCUUCAAAUGUUGUUGUCGAAGAAUUGCCUACCGAAGAACAUGUGGAAGCUCAUCAUGACCAUCCAACACCGGUCAAAGAAGAAGCUGAAGCUCACAGCCAUCAUGAAGACGUGAUCGAAGUUCCUUCAAAUGUUGUUGUCGAAGAAUUGCCUGCCGAAGAACAUGUGGAAGCUCAUCAUGACCAUCCAACACCGGUCAAAGAAGAAGCUGAAGCUCACAGCUAUCAUGAAGACGUUAUCGAAGUUCCUUCAAAUGUUGUUGUCGAAGAAUUGCCUGCCGAAGAACAUGUGGAAGCUCAUCAUGACCAUCCAACACCGGUCAAAGAAGAAGCUGAAGCUCACAGCCAUCAUGAAGACGUUAUCGAAGUUCCUUCAAAUGUUGUUGUCGAAGAAUUGCCUGCCGAAGAACAUGUGGAAGCUCAUCAUGACCAUCCAACACCGGUCAAAGAAGAAGCUGAAGCUCACAGCCAUCAUGAAGACGUUAUCGAAGUUCCUUCAAAUGUUGUUGUCGAAGAAUUGCCUGCCGAAGAACAUGUGGAAGCUCAUCAUGACCAUCCAACACCGGUCAAAGAAGAAGCUGAAGCUCACAGCCAUCAUGAAGACGUGAUCGAAGUUCCUUCAAAUGUUGUUGUCGAAGAAUUGCCUGCCGAAGAACAUGUGGAAGCUCAUCAUGGCCAUCCAACACCGGUCAAAGAAGAAGCUGAAGCUCACAGCCAUCAUGAAGACGUGAUCGAAGUUCCUUCAAAUGUUGUUGUCGAAGAAUUGCCUGCCGAAGAACAUGUGGACGCUCAUCAUGACCAUCCAACACCGGUCAAAGAAGAAGCUGAAGCUCACAGCCAUCAUGAAGACGUGAUCGAAGUUCCUUCAAAUGUUGCUGUCGAAGAAUUGCCUGCCGAAGAACAUGUGGAAGCUCAUCAUGACCAUCCAACACCGGUCAUAGAAGAAGCUGAAGCUCACAGCCAUCAUGAAGACGUGAUCGAAGUUCCUUCAAAUGUUGUUGUCGAAGAAUUGCCUGCCGAAGAACAUGUGGACGCUCAUCAUGACCAUCCAACACCGGUCAAAGAAGAAGCUGAAGCUCACAGCCAUCAUGAAGACGUGAUCGAAGUUCCUUCAAAUGUUGUUGUCGAAGAAUUGCCUGCCGAAGAACAUGUGGAAGCUCAUCAUGACCAUCCAACACCGGUCAAAGAAGAAGCUGAAGCUCACAGCCAUCAUGAAGACGUGAUCGAAGUUCCUUCAAAUGUUGUUGUCGAUGAGUUGCCUGCCGAAGAACAUGUGGAAGCUCAUCAUGACCAUCCAACACCGGUCAAAGAAAAAGCUGAAGCUCACAGCCAUCAUGAAGACGUGAUCGAAGUUCCUUCAAAUGUUGCUGUCGAAGAAUUGCCUGCCGAAGAACAUGUGGAAGCUCAUCAUGACCAUCCAACACCGGUCAUAGAAGAAGCUGAAGCUCACAGCCAUCAUGAAGACGUGAUCGAAGUUCCUUCAAAUGUUGUUGUCGAAGAAUUGCCUGCCGAAGAACAUGUGGAAGCUCAUCAUGACCAUCCAACACCGGUCAAAGAAGAAGCUGAAGCUCACAGCCAUCAUGAAGACGUGAUCGAAGUUCCUUCAAAUGUUGUUGUCGAAGAAUUGCCUGCCGAAGAACAUGUGGAAGCUCAUCAUGACCAUCCAACACCGGUCAAAGAAAAAGCUGAAGCUCACAGCCAUCAUGAAGACGUUAUCGAAGUUCCAUUAGAUGCCGAAGCUCAGCCGGACCGGUCAAGAAAACGGCAAUACGUUUUUGAAGAUAUGCAGAUUAGAAACAUGCUUAAUCCUUCGAAAAAGGAAAAACGUUUUUCUGAUUGUUCUUCAGAUGACCAAAUGUCAAUAAACUCAAUUUCUGUGAUUACUUCCGUUGUUGAUUCAAAAAUACAAAUGAAAUCUAUUGAGGAGGAAUAUGAUCAUGAUGGAAUUUUGGAUUUCGAUUUCAAGAAUAAAGUGGAAACAGUGGUGACAGAUAAACGCCACUCCGUAGGAGAAGCUUCUGAUAAUUCCGGAUUAACCUCAUCACCGAAAAGCUUGGGUUUACUUUCGAAAGGCUUUGGUAGACCUAGCGGACGCCUUCAUUAUAAUUAUUCAAUUAAACCGAAGCCGAAAAAACAAAUGUCGACAAUCAAGGAAGAAGACCAACAUUUGAGCCAAGAGCAGAAAAAGCCAAUGUUGCAACGCUCGCGAACAAUUCAUGCGACGCAGCCAAUGAACAUUCCAAAUAUCAAAAUUGACACCGUUCAAUCUCCAUUGUCGAACAAAAGUUUAUACACUGAUAUGGAUGUCAAGAAACCUGUUUUCCCGCCAACUGAUCGCUCGCCUGUGCCAAACCUUUUAUCCAUGGACAAUAAGAACUCUAGGAUUUACAACGAGCCACCAAAACUUUCAUCUCAAGUGUAUCAAAGCGUCGCUCCAAGAAAUGACAGUGCUGCUGUGGAAGAGACAACGGGUGGCUUUUAUGAGAACAACAGAAUGCGCUAUUCGGUUCGUGCGCCGGAUCGUCCAUUACACACCACCAAUGGCCCCCAAUUCACAGUCAAAUAUAAGAAUAUUGGAGAGCCACGGGUUUCACCAAAGAUGAUCAUUUCGAACACAUUGCCCAAAGAUGAUCGUUUCAAGCUCAUUCGCCCAACAAUUUAUGAGAAGUCAACGUUCCAGCCAGCAGAACGUCAAGAAGAUAAAAAUACUCGUUUCAUAGUUGAAGGAAAUUCAUCGUCGCUCGAAAAAGGAAAGGAACCUCUCCGAGUUGAAACAGUACAAAAGCCUCAAUCUCUAAACGCGCAUAUGUCGCAAUUGAACACAUCACCGAGAUCAAAAUCAUUAAAUAUUGCUUACUCUGAGAUGCAAAAAAAAGAAAUUGAAGAGGCUCAACGGAUUUAUUCGGCGCAGCUCAAGGAGAAAGAGAAAGCUAUUGAAAAGGAAAUGGAAGAAAAAGCAAAACAGAGAAGAGCAGCGGCUGCUGUGAACAACGUUGCUCGUCAUUCUCCUUGGAUGACAAAUGAAGAAAUUGAAUUUGAAAACUUUACCAACGAAUUAUUGCAACGCAAGAAAGACUGUCAAGAGCUUUCAAAAAACGAGUUGGGCGCUCUAGCAGGGCGCCAAAUCGAAAACAAUGCGAAAAAUGUCAUCAAGACCACAGGUGUCGAGACAACUAAUGAAGUACAAUUUGUUGACCAUUUCUAUAACGGCAAACCUGAAAAUCCCAAUGUUGAAACUCCAUUUUCUGUCAUAGAAAAUUUUGCUGGUCAACUAACUCAGGAAAUCUUUUCUGAUUUGGAGAGAAGAGCGGUUGCAUAUUUUCGAAAAGAUCAAGAACUUCAUGAUCAAGAAUUCGAUGCCAAUACCAAUAACAACAAUGAUGAUGAUGAUGAUGACGAGAUCAAUGAGGAAGAAGACAACGAAAUUCUUCGUAUUUUUUUUCGAUGA
Molecule: messenger RNA, 10104 nt
Organism: Caenorhabditis bovis
Lineage: Eukaryota; Metazoa; Nematoda; Chromadorea; Rhabditida; Rhabditidae
Source: the annotation of a GenBank genome assembly